AGAAAAUUUUAAAAAAAUUCCCCGUUGUUUGGUUCGAAAGAAAAUGAAAAGAGAAUACGUAAACAAAGUUCAAAACACCGGUACGUUUUCCCUUACUCGGCUCGUUCGAGUUGGGGGUCUUCCAGUUACUUCGAGUUCAUAAGUUUCUCGCUCCACCCACUUGCUAGAAUUGCAAGAUCCAAUUUUUUACGGUUCUUUUAUUCUUUAUUUCCUUCUGAUCACUGGAUUUUAGUUGGUGUAUUUUCGGGUUCGUUGGCUCUUGAAUGAUAUGUGAGUUCUGUAUUGAUGAGUUCCGGGUUUUUGUUUAAAUGCCUCACAUAAAUGGUGAAUCCUCUUUCUACGUCAUUUGACUUCUCAUAAUCAUCAACAAUGAUUAAAACCUUGGAACCCCAGUUGCAUUUUGCCGUUUCCCAUGUCAAACCCUGCAUCCAAUUAGCUCCGAACCCAAAUUACUUCAAAACUGAACAGUCAAGCAAUGACUAUAUAAGCUCCUUGUGCAAGCAAAGCCUUUUCAAACAAGCCCUUGAGGUAUUUGACUCUCUCCAAAAAGACACAAACUUUGGUGUAAAGCCCAGUACUUAUGCCCAUUUGAUAUCUGCAUGUGCUUCUCUGAGAUCUGUAGAGCAUGGAAGAAAAGUUCAUCACCAUAUUCUUGCAAAUAGCUUUAAGCAAGACAUGAUUUUGCAGAAUCAUGUUCUGAAUAUGUUUGGGAAAUGUGGGGCAUUGAAGGAUGCUCGGAAGGUUUUCGACGGAAUGCCCGAGAGAAACGUAGUUUCUUGGACUUCAGUAAUUGCUGGGUACACGCAGCAUGGUCAAGAAAGUGACGCAGUAAAGCUGUUUUUGACAAUGCGACAAAGGGAUGUUAUGCCGGAUCAGUUUACCUUUGGGAAUGUAAUAAGAGCUUGCUCAAGUUUGAGCUCCAUUGAGCUAGGGAGGCAGUUACAUGCCCUUGUUGUUAAAUCCGAAUGUGGGUCAUACCUUAUUGCGCAAAAUGCUUUGAUUGCAAUGUACAUGAAAUUCGGCCAAACUUCUGAUGCAUUGGGUGUGUUUUCUGGGAUUGCUUUAAAGGAUUUAAUUUCAUGGAGUUCAAUGAUUGCAGGGUUUUCACAACUGGGUUACGAGUUAGAUGCAUUGGACCACUUUAAGGAAAUGCUCACUCAUGGUGUUUACCAACCAAAUGAAUUUGUUUUUGGUAGUGCCUUUAGUGCGUGCAGCAAUCUCCUGCAACCAGAAUAUGGAAGGCAGAUACAUGGAAUAAGUGUGAAAUUUGGGAUAGGAAGAGAUACCUUUGCAAUUUGCUCCCUUAGUGAUAUGUAUGCAAAAUGUGGUCUGUUGUGUUCUGCAAAAACAGCUUUCUCGCAAAUAGAUAGGCCAGAUUUAGUAUCAUGGAAUGCAAUCAUUGCGGGGUUUGCUUACAGUGGUCACAUUGAUGAGGCCAUGUCGUUGUUUUCUCAGAUGAGACAUCUGGCAUGGAGCCCAGAUGAUAUCACAGUUCGCUCCCUUCUUUCUGCAUGCACAAGCCCGGUUACCCUAAAUCAAGGUAUGCAAAUAUAUUCCUACAUCAUUAAAGUAGGUUUAGAUUUAGAUGUAGCGGUUUCCAACACUUUACUUUCUAUGUGUGCAAAGUGUUCAGAUCUUUGUGCUACAUUUAAAAUGUUCUACGAGAUGAGAAGGAAUGCCGAUUCAGUUUCUUGGAAUACUAUUUUUACUGCGUGUAUGCAGCACAACCAGGCUGGUGAAGUCUUUUCAUUAUUCAAAAUGAUGCUGCAAUCUCAAAAUAAGCCCGAUUAUAUUAGUUUAGCCAAUGUACUCGGAGCUUGUGGAGAAAUAGCUUCUCUGGAAACGGGGAAUCAAGCUCAUUGCUUUGCUAUGAAAACUGGGCUCAAGCUUGAAGCCUCUGUCACUAAUGGACUGAUUGACAUGUAUAUGAAGUGCGGCUCCCUUGGAAGUUCUUCAAAGCUCUUUGAUUCCAUUGAAAGUCCAGAUGUUGUUUCCUGGAGUAGUUUAGUUGUGGGUUAUGCUCAGUUUGGGUAUGGAGAAGAAGCUCUUAAGCUCUUUGUAAAAAUGACAAGUUCUGGUAUCAGGCCAAAUCAAGUCACAUUUAUUGGGGUUCUAACUGCUUGCAGUCAUGUUGGACGGGUAGAAGAGGGUGUGCACUUGUACAAUACCAUGAAAACUGAUCAUGGGAUUGCACCUACAAGAGAACAUUGUUCAUGUGUGGUUGAUUUGCUCUCUCGCGCUGGGCGUAUCAAUGAAGCGGAAGCUUUUGUCAAUCAAAUGGAAUUUGAACCUGAUAUAGUGAUAUGGAAGACUCUGCUAGCUGCUUCUAUGAAAUACAAUAAUGCCGAGGUUGGAAAACGAGCUGCUGAAAAUAUUCUGAAGAUUGAUUCCUCAAAUUCUUCCGCUCACGUAUUACUUUGCAACAUAUAUGCUUCUGAAAACAGUUGGACAGAUGUUGCCAGAGUACGGAGUUUGAUGAAACAAAGGAACGUCAAGAAAGUUCCUGGUCAGAGUUGGAUUGAAGUUAAAGAGAGCAGCCAUGUUUUCGUCUCAGAAGAUAGUUUGCAUCCCGAAAGGGACAAGAUAUAUUUAAUCGUUGAAGAAUUGCGGUUGCAAAUGCUGGAUAUUGUCCAAUCAGAGACAAGCUCCAUCAAUGAAUAGUGGUGUGGCUAAAUUAGCAAUUACAGGACCUUCAGGUUCUACAUCACACCUUCAUAAGAUUCUAGUGAUCAUGGAUAUGUGUUGUGUGUGUUGCGGGAACAGUACGCUUUGGUUAACGGCGAACGUUUGUCUUCCGCAUAUUCACGACAAUCUGCUUCAGUCAUCUUGCAGAAGACUUCAGAGUAUAACUCUGAUGUUUUUUAAGAACUUUAUUUUGAGAGAUUCCUUCGGAGGUAACAAGAGGACUAGAGUACGAUAUUUAGGUUGAGUCCAACCAGCUAUCUCCAUGCCCAUAAUGACAUUGGAGGGUUCAAAAUCACCGGUGUGGGCAUGUUGAGAGACACCCACAAAUCACAAGGACAACAAAAGAUACAAACACUCAGAGGGUUAUGCAAAGAAAAAUCUGCGAAUGGAUGCAGGGGAGAUCAGUCAGCUAUGCUCUGUAGAGCUUGCUAAUAUUUGUCCAAAAACAACCAAAACCCGACACUGUUUUCGCUAGAGUGAAGCAAUUUCCUCUUUCUUAUUCA
Rhododendron vialii is the source of this 3188-nucleotide messenger RNA. Its product is annotated as pentatricopeptide repeat-containing protein At3g53360, mitochondrial. The transcript has a single exon. Gene Ontology annotation, molecular function: protein binding; RNA binding. The record is from RefSeq and is a predicted model, not a curated record. The coding region runs from base 370 to 2661 and encodes 763 amino acids. Lineage: Eukaryota; Viridiplantae; Streptophyta; Magnoliopsida; Ericales; Ericaceae. Gene Ontology annotation, biological process: RNA modification.